UAAACAUUCUCCUUCAACGCUCCGCAAAGGGCGCGCCGGUUUUCAUUAUCGGUGCUAUAAUUUAAGCUUGAAAUCACUCGUAAUUGGGACAUUUAUCGCAUAUCUGACAGAAUACCGUAAGAACGGUUCAACGAGUGAAAUGGGAGAACCAUUAAAGGUUGAUGUGCCUGUCGUUUUCGUAUUCGGUGGACCCGGAUCGGGCAAAGGAACCCAGUGCGAAAAGAUAGUGAAGAAAUACGGCUUCACGCAUAUCUCAUCCGGGGACCUUCUACGACUGGAAGUCACCUCAGGAACAGAGCGGGGCAACGAACUCAAUGAGAUCAUGAAGAGGGGAGAAUUAGCGCCUCUCGAAACGAUGCUCUUACUUCUCAAAGAGGCCAUCUUGAAAAACCUGCCAGCGUCGAAGGGAUUCCUGAUUGAUGGGUACCCCAGAAAUGUGGAUCAAGCGGAAAAGUUUGAAAAAGAGGUGUGCCAAUGUAGCAAUUUAGUUUACUUCGAAGUGGCGGACGAAACGAUGGUGGGUCGGCUCCUGGAGCGGGGGAAAACCAGCGGCCGCGUUGACGACAAUGCUGAGACAAUCAAGAAACGCAUUGCCACUUUCCACAAUGAAUCCAAGCCGGUCAUCGACAAGUACAGUGAUAGGCUCACAAAGGUGUCCGCAGAAGCAGAUCCCGAAACAGUAUUUGGAUUUGUCGUACCUUUCUUUGAUCAACUCACAAAGAAGUAACCGAGAAGAUUCAAUCGCUUUUUGCUCCAAGGUUGAAUACUUCAUUGCUCAGCUCUUUGUUCCAUGCAAUUUAUGUAGUACACAUCCAGCUGUACUACGUGUAAGUUGAUGCUCAAAGUAUCAAGGAUGUGUGCUCACACUUGGAUUUUGAACUAACAAAUAAAGGUAAACGGAGGGUAAGUAAGUAAUUAUCUGAUCACGUACCCACAGCCUGGGUGCCCUCAAAUGGGAAUGAUUAGUAUUACAACCACUACUGGAAAUAAAAUGCAAUUCCCUCGCAAA
Ornithodoros turicata is the source of this 1009-nucleotide messenger RNA. RefSeq names its product adenylate kinase isoenzyme 1-like (gene Ak1). The transcript has 6 exons. NCBI's taxonomy places the organism in Eukaryota, Metazoa, Arthropoda, Arachnida, Ixodida, Argasidae. Gene Ontology annotation, molecular function: ATP binding; AMP kinase activity; nucleoside diphosphate kinase activity. Gene Ontology annotation, biological process: nucleobase-containing compound metabolic process. The record is from RefSeq and is a predicted model, not a curated record. The coding region runs from base 140 to 727 and encodes 195 amino acids. Gene Ontology annotation, cellular component: cytoplasm.